Molecule: messenger RNA, 1838 nt
Organism: Mercurialis annua (annual mercury)
Lineage: Eukaryota; Viridiplantae; Streptophyta; Magnoliopsida; Malpighiales; Euphorbiaceae
Product: serine/threonine-protein phosphatase 7 long form homolog
Exons: 4
Coding region: 27-827 (266 amino acids)
Source: RefSeq, a predicted model, not a curated record
GUACACUUAAAAUAUAAUUUAAUAAUAUGUGCAGAUGGGGGGGUCCCAGACAGCGGGAGCGGGGGACACCACGAGUUCCCAGACACUCAGUUUCUCACUUCAGACUGUUAUUGGACGGGCUGCGUUACGACGAUAUCGUUUGGCAGCCAUACUCCGACGACGUUCUCCAGUCCAUCCCACAGAUGUACCUGACAGGGCGACAUAUUUGGCGUGCCCGAGUGCCAAUGAUCUACUAUCACAUCGUGGAGUGGCACCAGCCGGAUAGGGUUCUGCAGCAGUUCGGCUUACAGCAGCCCAUUCCCCUGCCUGCUAUGCAAGAUCGGCGCCUUCAUAACAUCCAGUAUCAGGGGAACUACAACUUUGAUGAACUGCUCUCAGAUUACAUUCAGAUUUGGAACAACAGAGCGGCUUACGUUGUUCAGGGUUACCAGCUCCAGCGUCCACCUCACUACCAUUCAGCGUAUAUGGAGUGGUUUCGGAGCCGCAGCCGGCGUUGGAUUACCCAUGAGGGCGCAGCGGCCGGACAGAGUCGCGACACUUUCGAGAUGAUCGCCCUUCAGAGAGAGGCGCGUGCGUCUAGGAUUGGGACUGCUGCACGCAGUUCUCAAUUAGCUUACGGAGAGGAGCGCCGUGACGUCACACUGCCCCCACCAGAGCCAGCAGUUCCGGCUUACGUACUACCUCCUCUUCCUCCCCUGACCAUCGAUCUGGCUCACAUCAGGGGAGCGCGUAGACGGCAGCCUAGAGCCGCCCCGCCUCGCGAGCGCCCGGCAGACCCUAUCCCCCCACCGGUCUACUUCCACUUCGAUCCGACAGCCACCACAUAGAGACGGGGGGAGUACUAUGGCCCGACUCAGUACUACGGUUCCACUUCCACUUCAGCAUCACAGCCUCCGUGGCAUCAGACCUAUUUCCCACAGGGACCCCAGGUAUCAUCGUAUCAGGUCCCGCCUUCGUCGAUGCCGUUUUUUGAGCCGUCGUACGGACAGACAGCAUAUACCACUUCUCUGGGCACACCACCGGCGUCUCAGUUCCAGCAGGCCACACCACCGGCGUCUCAGUUCCGGCAGGCCACACCACCGGCGUCUCCGUUUCGGCAGACCACACCACCGCCGUUUGCUGCAUCAGAUCAGUAUUACCGUCCAGCGCCAUAUACAGAUGCUCAACCGUUCACGUCUUUCGAUCAGUGUUACCGUCCCACGAUGCCUUCGGAUGAUCAGCCGUCGACGUCACAUUCGCGGCCAUCUUCUUCUCACCAGGCCCAGGAUCCAUCACAGCUACAUUUUACACUGUCAGAGUCAUGGUUAUUCGGUCCGGAGAUCGGUUCAGAGGCGUACGAGGAGCUUUUAUCACGACCGGAUCUCACACCUCCAUCUUUUAGACUCCUACCGCCCACACAGGAGGAGACCGGUACUGCACCACCAGCAGCAGACGUUCAGCAUUCAGCUCAGGACGAGGACGCCACCGACAGCGGCGAGAGCCCUCCGGUACCCAGACAGUUUCACUCGAUCACAGACAGCUCGCGGCACCGACAAGAGACUCACGGUUUGAGGAUACAGAGACCGAGGACUCGUAGAUAUGAGGAUUAGAUUUCAUAUUUUUCUUUAUUUAUCGAUUUUUGUAUUUUAGUAUAUGUUGUAUGUUUACUAUAUUAUGUAUAUUAUAUUCGUGUGUUAUAAUUGUUAUAAUUUUUCCGUCGUCUCUUAGAGGACAAGAAUCCAUUCGGAAACUCAAAAUCAGUUUGUUGUUCUGUAAUGAGAGUGAAUGAGGUGUGUUUAUUUUAGAGACUAAGUUAUAUAUGCAAAACCAAGGCUCAGAGAUACAAAUUAAGUGACCUA